GAUGGAAUUGCGGUGGCGUGUGAACUAAUCCACAGGAUUAUUCAUGUGAAUAAGGAAGAACACGAAGUCGUCGAUAAUUUUUAUCAGCUCAUAAAUAUUGAAAUAGAUCUUGUCAUCUUAUCAUACCUCUGGUUUUCGCAACUAUUUUCUAAUUAUUACGGAAUUUCAUCUAUUUAUGAAUUAAUGUUAAUUACUGGUGUUCCGAGAAGAUUCAUUGAACCUGAAAUAUUAUCAAUAUGGUACUGAACGAUGUUAACAAACUUGUUCACGACCUAGAAAAAACAGAGCUGGAGUCAACUACUGGGACAGUCUCAUCUCAAGUUUACUGUCAGUUACUGGCGGUUUAUCUCUAUCAGAAUGACCUGUGCAAUGCCAAAUUUCUCUGGAAGAGAAUUCCAGAUAGUGUGAAGAAUAGCUGUCAGGAACUCUCGCAAAUUUGGAAUGCUGGACAGAAAAUGUGGCAGCGAGAUUGGCCAGCGGUUCACACAGCUCUUAAUCUCGAGUGGAGUGAAUAUGUUCGUCACAUUAUGCAAGCAUUAAAAGAGAGUGUUCGUGAAAGGGCGAUGUCAUUAGUCUCCGAGGCUUACUCAUCCGUGGAUAUAUCAGUUCUUGCGGGGAUGACGGGACAGUCUCUAGACGAAGCUAAACAAUCAGUCCUGGAGCGAGACUGGAGCCUAGACGAGACAACUGUCAAGCCCUGUAAAAUGACGAAGGAGCAAGCCACCCCCAGUCCAGCCACCCUCACCGAGGAUCAACUGUACAAGCUUACUCAAUUCGUAUCUUUCCUCGAGAAUUAGAAAUUUUAUCUUAAUAAUUAAGAUAUUUAAGCAUUAACAAUGGAACGAGCAGGAGAUAAAAUCGGAAAGAAUGUGGAUAAAUUCCAGUUUUUUUCGUUUUUAUUUUAGCAACUUGUCGACUUGUCGCCCACAACAAUGUCCAGUAAUGCACUUAUUAAUUAGAUUAAUAAUAAAGUUUCAUAUUGACUCAUA
Messenger RNA from Fopius arisanus, 989 nucleotides. It is a transcript of the gene CSN8, whose product is annotated as COP9 signalosome subunit 8. Lineage: Eukaryota; Metazoa; Arthropoda; Insecta; Hymenoptera; Braconidae. Gene Ontology annotation, biological process: protein deneddylation; COP9 signalosome assembly. The transcript is spliced from 3 exons. The coding region runs from base 237 to 797 and encodes 186 amino acids. The record is from RefSeq and is a predicted model, not a curated record. Gene Ontology annotation, cellular component: COP9 signalosome.